Molecule: messenger RNA, 700 nt
Organism: Oncorhynchus gorbuscha (pink salmon)
Lineage: Eukaryota; Metazoa; Chordata; Actinopteri; Salmoniformes; Salmonidae
Product: protein dpy-30 homolog
Exons: 5
Coding region: 296-577 (93 amino acids)
Cellular component (GO): Set1C/COMPASS complex
Source: RefSeq, a predicted model, not a curated record
AGCGAUACAUUUAGCUUGAAAUAUUUUCGUAUACCCCAACAAUUUAUUUAAUCCAGUCUGUUCUGUCGGUAACAGUCCUUGGUUCACGGUGGAAGGUCGUUGCUAACAUAACGUUAACUAGCCAACGAGCUAAAGUAACGUUAGUUUACCCGCCACUUGAAUUCAUAUAUUCAUUCGACAUUACUGUAGCUAGCCUGCCUGUGGGGUACCUUCUUUGGCUUGUAGGAAUGGAUGGUACUCCUAUGUCGUUAUCUACCUGAACUUAAUCUGGAAUCACACGGACGCAGACCAAUCUAUGGAGGUGCACACUCCAACAGCUGAAAACCCCCAUUCUGAAUAUGGACUGACGGACAACAUCCAGAGAAUAGUGGAAAACGAGAAAGCCAAUACAGAGAAGGUCUCCAAACAGAAGGUGGAUCUGCAGUCGCUCCCCACGAGGGCAUAUUUGGAUCAGACAGUGGUGCCCAUUCUUCUUCAAGGCUUAUCUGUGCUGGCCAAGGAAAGACCUGCAAAUCCUAUUGAAUUCUUAGCAGCCUUCCUUCUCAAGAACAAAUCACAGUUUGAAGAUCGAAAUUAAGCUCCAGACGGAUGGAAAUGUGCACUUUGAGCCCAUCUGUUGAAAAUCAAGGAAAUGGUUGUUUCUGUCAUUGGUUAUGUUUGCAGUUUUUUAAACCAGAAUAAAGAUGGUGCUGCAGGGAAA